Messenger RNA from Paramecium primaurelia, 123 nucleotides. Lineage: Eukaryota; Ciliophora; Oligohymenophorea; Peniculida; Parameciidae. The record is from the annotation of a GenBank genome assembly.
AUGGGAAAAUGUUUCAUUUGUGGACCUGAUGAAUAAAUUGAAGCUACUUAUGCUAAUAUGUUGUUAAUUCCAAUGAUUGAAUUAUUCAAAAAGAAUUGUGAAAUAAGGGAAUUAUUUAAAUGA